Messenger RNA from Rhizophagus irregularis DAOM 181602=DAOM 197198, 354 nucleotides. The record is from RefSeq and is a predicted model, not a curated record. NCBI's taxonomy places the organism in Eukaryota, Fungi, Glomeromycota, Glomeromycetes, Glomerales, Glomeraceae.
AUGGCGAAUAUCUGUAAACAUCCGCCAAUACUUGACCGGAUUGGAGAAAUCAUAGGGCAGGAAAAUAUUCCGGAAUCAAGUAUGAAAUCAUCAAGAGUUUGUACCCAAGCACAGGCCAAAAGUGUAAUUGAAGAAUCAACAACGUGUAUGGUUCCAGAUAAAUGGAAUUUGGUACCCGAUUGUAGAGCAAAGGCAGGAUUUGAAACAGGAUCAUUUGAUAAAGUUGUAAACAACGAUAAGAAGGUAAAACAGAUAAACAAGAACGAUGAAUUAAUUUGCCGCCAACAGUUUUUAAAGCCAAAGGGCCUUCAUCCAUAUCAAGGCAAUGAAGGGAACAGCUGGGGCAAGGAGUAA